AAAUUCCCGACUCAACCAUCGUAACGGCAGCAAGCGAUCCGGGCGGGGCGGUGGUCCGCGGCAGGGGAAAAAGGCAUAUGCCACGGCCCGCCUCGUCAAUUAUUCUCUUCUCCUCUUCCCCUCGUCGACCCGCAAGCGAAGUCCAGUCCUGCAGGCUGCAGCACGCCUCGGCGCAGAGAAGGGAGAAGAGAACCGAUUCGAUUCCCCCGUCUCCGCCCGUCUGCUGUAUUUCGCCCACUAGACGCCCUCUCUCGAUUUUUUUUUUCUUCUUCUUCCGCGGCCACUGCCCAGUCCAUCACGUCGCCGUCGUCCUCUCCCAGUGGCGCUCCCCGUCGUUGCUUCGGCGUCGCGCCUCGGUGGUGCUCGCGCGGGGGCUACGCGUCCCGUCCCCGUGCUUCCACGCGCCGCCGCCUCCUCCUCCUUCUCCUCGCUGCGUGGACUCGAAGGCGAGGCGGGAGGCCGGGUUUGGAGGAAGGAUAGGGGGCACGGCACGGGUGGGAGUAGUAGACGCCAAGGACGAGGGGAGCCGGCGGUGUAUAAUUCGCGCGGUGGGGGCGUGCUGAGUUGGGGGAUCGGUGGUGGUGGUGGUGACAGCCAGCAUAUGAGUAGUAGGAUGGGGGAGGCAGCUGCAGAUACGACGGCGCCGCUGCUUCUGCAGGUGGAGGAGGCGGACGCCGAGUGGAGCUCCAGGCCACAUCGCAUUGCUCUCUUCGUCGAGCCUUCGCCUUUCGCUUACAUCUCUGGGUACAAGAACCGGUUCCAGAAUUUCAUCAAGCAUCUACGAGAGAUGGGCGACGAGGUUUUGGUCGUCACCACACACAAAGGAGCCCCCGAAGAGUUCCAUGGAGCGAAGGUCAUUGGCUCGUGGAGCUUCCCAUGUCCACUGUACCAAAAUGUUCCACUCUCGUUGGCGUUGAGCCCCAGAAUAUUUUCUGCGGUGACAAAGUUCAAACCAGAUAUAAUCCAUGCUACUUCACCUGGAAUUAUGGUUUUUGGGGCUCUUGCUAUCGCGAAGAUGAUUUCGGUUCCAAUGGUGAUGUCUUAUCACACACAUCUUCCAGCGUACUUACCAGGAUACAAUUUAAAUUGGUUACUUGGGCCCACUUGGAGUCUCAUAAGAUGCCUCCACAGGUCUGCAGAUCUUACUCUAGUUCCUUCAGUAGCUAUUGCCGAGGAUUUUGAAACUGCUAACGUAGUAUCAGCAAACAGAAUACGCCUUUGGAACAAGGGUGUUGAUUCUGAAAGCUUCCAUCCUAAAUUUCAGAGGCAUGAAAUGCGUAUCAAGUUGAGUGGCGGUGAACCAGAAAAACCAUUGAUAGUACAUGUGGGCCGUUUUGGGCGCGAAAAGAAUUUGGAUUUUCUGAAGAGGGUUAUGGAAAGGCUCCCUGCAGCAAGAAUUGCUUUUGUUGGAGAUGGACCAUACAGGGCUGAGCUAGAAAAAAUGUUCACAGGCAUGCCUGCAGUUUUCACCGGAAUGCUCCAGGGCGAGGAACUCUCACAAGCGUACGCCAGUGGGGACGUAUUUGCAAUGCCUUCCGAGUCCGAGACCCUUGGGCAAGUAGUGCUGGAGUCCAUGGCUUCUGGAGUCCCAGUUGUCGCUGCUCGUGCUGGAGGAAUUCCUGAUAUAAUACCCAAGGACAAGGAGGGUAAGACCAGCUUCCUGUUCACACCUGGUGAUCUCGACGAGUGUGUAAGGAAGAUUGAACAGCUCCUCUUCUCCAAGGACCUCAGAGAAUCCAUAGGAAGGGCUGCCAGGGAAGAGAUGGAGAAUUGCGACUGGAGAGCAGCCUCGAAGACAAUACGCAAUGAGCACUACAGCACUGCGACGACGUACUGGCGGAAGAAGACGGGCAAAACUGGGUAGGCUGUGAUUGCUCACCUAGACCCUGUUUCCGCUCUGCCCUCCUGGUUACUGUUAUACAGUAUAACUUCAGAGUUUGUACAUUGUACUCAGCAGCCUGUGAAUUUGUGUGGGUAGCUGCCUUCAUAUCUGCAGACUUAUGGAUGACUGACCAACCGCUUGUAUUCAAUUCUUGUACAUUACAAAGCUCUUUGAAAUUUAGCCAUUCCAUCGUA
Messenger RNA from Brachypodium distachyon (stiff brome), 2076 nucleotides. Its product is annotated as sulfoquinovosyl transferase SQD2. The record is from RefSeq and is a predicted model, not a curated record. Gene Ontology annotation, biological process: glycolipid biosynthetic process; sulfolipid biosynthetic process. Gene Ontology annotation, molecular function: UDP-sulfoquinovose:DAG sulfoquinovosyltransferase activity. The transcript is spliced from 11 exons. Gene Ontology annotation, cellular component: chloroplast envelope. NCBI's taxonomy places the organism in Eukaryota, Viridiplantae, Streptophyta, Magnoliopsida, Poales, Poaceae. The coding region runs from base 602 to 1864 and encodes 420 amino acids.